UAUCGCACCACAUAAAGGCAUUGCGUUGUAGACACCGUUACCCGCAAUAUUAUUCUCUUACUUAUUACCUUUAAUUAAUAAUUCGUUGAUUCGUUCGUUCGUCCGUUCGGUUAUUUAUAAAGGUCUGCCAAAAAUACUUUUAUUUCCAUCGGAAAGAAAUAUCAUAGAAUUUAGAAAAAGAAAAGAAAAAUCCCAUUAUUUAAUCUUCGAGUUCUAAAGGCGUUCUCAACUGGAAGAUUGUUUUUAAAGAAGAGACGUCGUCUCCAUUGGAGGGUUUUUGGGCGUGGACACUUUUUAAAAUUUAAAGGCUGUUUAUAAAAGAAAAUUAAUAUCAGGUUCGAUAUUCGAAACACGCGUUCACAUUUCCUAUAAAUACUGAAAUAGAAUUAAAAUAUUUAAGAAAGGGGAAAAGAAGGGAAAUUUUAAACCAAAAAAAAAGAGAGAGAAAAAAGAGACUGUUUAAAAGUUAGUGUUAUAAUCCUAACCGAAUAAAAAAAAAGAUUCAAUUUGUUAUUUAAAUAUUAAAAAAAAAGGGAAAAUAUAAAUAAAAAUAACGGACCCCGGCGCUACAAUUUCUAAAACAACGUCGUAAGAAAACCUUCUUCUACAUUCCAUUCUGCCGCUAAAAGUCUCAGCAUCCUCCAACCACUGAUUUUCAUCGUUAAAAGACCGAUUUCUUACGUAGUUAGGUGACGUAUUAGAAGAGUGCAAUGAUGGCAAACGGAAUGGAUACAGUACAACAAAAUGGGGGCUCGACCCUUGGCCAAACUUCACAGGAGGAAUCCAAGACAAAUUUGAUUGUAAAUUAUUUGCCGCAGACAAUGACCCAGGAGGAAAUCCGGUCACUGUUCUCCAGUAUCGGCGAAGUUGAGAGCUGCAAACUCAUCAGAGAUAAACUCACUGAUUUCGGUCAAAGCUUAGGCUAUGGAUUUGUUAAUUACCAUCGGCCGGAAGACGCUGAUAAGGCCAUCAACACAUUGAAUGGUCUUCGUCUGCAAAAUAAAACGAUCAAGGUAUCAUAUGCAAGACCGAGCAGCGAAGCGAUAAAGGGAGCUAAUUUAUACGUGAGCGGCUUGCCAAAAAAUAUGGCACAACAAGAUCUUGAGAAUCUUUUCAGUCCUUAUGGAAGAAUCAUUACGUCUCGAAUCCUUUGUGACAACAUCACUGUACGACAGUUUGUGACUGGCGGCGGAGACAAUUUGCCCGAUAUUUGUUUGUCGGAUUUGGCAGGUCUGUCAAAAGGCGUUGGAUUCAUAAGAUUCGAUCAACGUGUGGAGGCUGAGCGCGCGAUACAAGAGCUAAACGGGACCAUUCCCAAGGGUUCGUCGGAACCAAUCACGGUUAAAUUUGCCAACAAUCCGAGCAACAACAACAAGGCAAUCCCGCCAUUGGCAGCAUAUUUGACACCACAGGCGACUCGCCGUUUCGGCGGUCCAAUUCACCAUCCAACCGGCCGCUUCAGCACUGGCAAGGCCAUUCUUGCCAUUAACAAAGGCUUACAGAGGUACAGUCCGCUGGCAGGAGACCUUCUUGCGAAUUCAAUGCUGCCCGGAAAUGCGAUGAACGGAUCCGGCUGGUGCAUCUUCGUCUACAAUUUGGCGCCUGAGACCGAGGAGAAUGUUCUUUGGCAAUUGUUCGGCCCAUUCGGUGCUGUCCAAUCGGUGAAGGUGAUUCGAGAUUUGCAGACGAACAAAUGCAAGGGCUUUGGCUUCGUGACGAUGACCAAUUACGAGGAGGCCGUUGUUGCAAUUCAAAGUCUCAACGGUUACACUCUCGGCAAUCGAGUACUUCAAGUCAGCUUCAAGACAAACAAGAGCAAAGCUGCGUAG
This is a messenger RNA of Leptopilina heterotoma, 1829 nucleotides long. RefSeq names its product ELAV-like protein 3 (gene fne). NCBI's taxonomy places the organism in Eukaryota, Metazoa, Arthropoda, Insecta, Hymenoptera, Figitidae. Gene Ontology annotation, molecular function: RNA binding. The record is from RefSeq and is a predicted model, not a curated record. Bases 711 to 1829 code for a protein of 372 amino acids. Gene Ontology annotation, cellular component: ribonucleoprotein complex. The transcript has 10 exons.